This is a messenger RNA of Drosophila willistoni, 1956 nucleotides long. RefSeq names its product equilibrative nucleoside transporter 1 (gene Ent2). NCBI's taxonomy places the organism in Eukaryota, Metazoa, Arthropoda, Insecta, Diptera, Drosophilidae. The record is from RefSeq and is a predicted model, not a curated record. The coding region runs from base 398 to 1759 and encodes 453 amino acids. Gene Ontology annotation, biological process: nucleoside transmembrane transport. Gene Ontology annotation, cellular component: plasma membrane. Gene Ontology annotation, molecular function: nucleoside transmembrane transporter activity. The transcript has a single exon.
AUCUGUUUGAUUGCGAUAACAACUACAAGAAACGCGUGCCUUUUUCCUUGUGUGUAUAUAUAUACAAUUUUCUGUUCUGUUCCGUAAUCAGUUUGAAACGUGGGUGCAACGAUUUUCUUGAAGUCCAUUCAAGAGUCGUUAAGUAUCACUGGAGAGGCCUGGUUGUCGUAGCAACAGCCAGCAACAAGAAUCAAAGAGCGGCCUAUAGAGUACAAAAUAAAGCCCAGCCGGCGGCAUAAAAACAAACCAUAAAAAAGAUUUCGGCGUCACUCAAGUGUGUGACAAUUAAGAAUAACUGACCAAGCAACAUUCUUCAAUUUUGGUGUGCUAGCGCGUGUUUCUGUGUGUGUCUGUGUGAGGAAUACGCCCCAAUUAGCACUGCAUUUGCAUCGGCAGCAUGGCGGAGGCCAACAGAUUGCUGAAACCAGAGACGGCGUCGGGCAUAGCUCCUGUUACAUUAAACCCAUCGUGGGAAUCCAAAUUGCCGCCACAUGGUUCGAAUGGUAAUGGAUCCUCGAUAUUGGCAAAAAUUGCGCCUGUGGAUAAGCGUCGAAUUGUGUUCUUUAUAUUCCUAUUGCACGGCCUGGGCACCCUGAUGCCAUGGAAUAUGUUUAUAACUGCCAAAAGUUAUUUCGAGGAUUUCAAAUUGAAUGUCACAACGGGACCCGAUGAGAUGAACUACAAAGGCAACUUUAUGCAGAAUCUUGGAUUUGCCUCACAGAUACCUAAUCUUCUCUUCAAUUGGUUAAAUAUAUUUGUCGAUAUGGGUGGCGAUCUAACAAAUAGAAUAGUAUAUAGCAUAAUAUUCGAAAUGAUCAUAUUACUGGUGACCAUUGUAAUGGCCAUGCUUGACACGAUCGCAUGGACGGGCAUUUUCUUUUGGAUAACCAUGGUCAGUGUGGUACUUUUAAACGUAUGCAAUGGAAUCUAUCAGAAUACAAUUUAUGGCCUUGUCGCAUCACUACCCAUUGAGUAUACCGGGGCUGUAGUUCUUGGUUCUAAUAUAUCCGGUUGUUUCGCUACCAUUAUGUCCAUUAUUUGUACAGCUGUAUUCACAUCGAAACGUACCUCGGCUAUAUAUUACUUUGUGACUGCUAUAUUGAUCUUAUUGCUUUGCUUUGAUUCCUACUUUGCAUUGCCCUUGAAUCGAUUCUAUCGUCAUUACGAGAAGCUCAAUCAAAAUGCCACAAAGAAAUCCACUGAUUCCAAAUCACCAGCUAGGGUACCAUAUUGGCAGGUCUUUAAAAAAGCAUCGCCACAGCUCUUCAACAUUUUCUUUACUUUCUUUGUAACUCUUGCCGUAUUUCCUGCCGUCUAUUCUGAUAUCAAGCCAUCGAAUGACGAUUUCUUCAUUUCUAAAGACUACUUCAGUCUUUUUACCUGUUUCCUCACAUUCAAUGUAUUUGCUAUGCUUGGCAGUCUAACCACCUCAUGGAUCAAAUGGCCUAGUCCAAAAUUCCUUGUAGUUCCCGUAGUUUUACGUGUUGUCUUUAUCCCUCUGAUGUUACUCUGCAAUUAUAGACCCAGUAGUGUUGAGCGUACAGCCGAUGUUUGGUUUGACAAUGAAUGGAUCUAUUGGUCCUUUGGCGUUGUAAUGUCAUAUUCAUCGGGUUAUUUGAGUUCCUUGGGCAUGAUGUAUGCUCCACAGACUGUUAAUGCUAAAUAUCAGAUCACCGCCGGCAUGUUUGCAUCAGCCAUGUUAAUUACUGGCAUCUUUUCGGGUGUCAUGUUCGCGUAUCUUUGCCCUUUAUUAAUUUAAUAUUACAUGCUUCAUUUUUACAUUAUUAUUAUUAAUUUUAUUUUACCAAUUAACAUUGAAUUAUAUUCAUGGAUUGACCAUUAACAAUAACAAAGGGAAAGGAACCCAUAUUGAAUUUAAUUUUAAUGUCACAUUACAUACUCAUAAAUCAAAAUCAUCAUUUUUGUUUAAUAAAGUUUUAGUUUUUUGUAACAAAA